This is a messenger RNA of Otolemur garnettii (small-eared galago), 3607 nucleotides long. RefSeq names its product tetratricopeptide repeat domain 39B (gene TTC39B). Gene Ontology annotation, biological process: cholesterol homeostasis; regulation of cholesterol efflux; negative regulation of cholesterol storage. The transcript is spliced from 20 exons. Gene Ontology annotation, molecular function: protein binding. The coding region runs from base 113 to 1960 and encodes 615 amino acids. NCBI's taxonomy places the organism in Eukaryota, Metazoa, Chordata, Mammalia, Primates, Galagidae. The record is from RefSeq and is a predicted model, not a curated record.
CGGCGGGAGACCCCUUCCCUGGCUGGCGCUGCGCUGAUCCCCGAGCCGAGGAAACGGAGUAGUUUCUGAGUUCUCUGCUCGGUUUUAGGGCGGCAGCAGCCGGAAGAGGAACAUGGCACUCAUAGGCGGCCAAGCGGAGCUGGAAGCCGACGAGGACAUCUUUGAAGAUGCCUUGGAAACCGUCUCUAUAUCUUGCUCAGAUAUGGCAACAAGCAGUCUUCACUUUGCAUCGUGUGAUACGAAACGGGCAUCCAGACAUCCUGGAGCGUCUGCUGUGCGCAGUUCAUCAUCAACCAAGGUGGAUCUCAAGAGUGGCCUAGAAGAAUGUGGUGUGGCAUUGGACUUAUUUUUAAGUAACAAAUUUACAGACGCCUUAGAAUUGCUCCGACCAUGGGCUAAGGAGAGUAUGUACCAUGCUCUGGGCUACAGUACCAUUGUGGUGUUGCAGGCUGUCAUGACCUUUGAGCAACAGGACAUCCAAAACGGCAUUUCUGCUAUGAAGGACGCUUUACAGACCUGCCAAAAAUACAGGAAAAAAUGCACGGUUGUAGAAUCUUUCUCAAAUCUUCUUUCUAGAGGAUCAUUAGAACAGCUGAGCGAAGAGGAAAUGCAUGCUGAAAUCUGUUAUGCCGAGUGUCUCCUGCAGAAAGCCGCACUCACGUUUGUGCAGGAUGAAAAUAUGAUCAACUUCAUCAAAGGUGGACUCAAAAUUAGAACAAGUUACCAAAUAUAUAAAGAAUGUCUUUCAAUCCUGCAUGAAAUUCAGAAGAACAAACUUGAGCAGGAAUUCUUCUAUGAGUUUGAAGGGGGCGUCAAGCUUGGUACUGGGGCCUUUAAUUUGAUGCUGUCACUUUUACCUACAAGGAUUAUCAGACUACUAGAAUUUAUUGGAUUUUCUGGAAACAGGGAGUUAGGCCUCCUGCAGUUACGGGAAGGUGCAUCAGGGAAGAGCAUGAGGUCCCCACUGUGCUGCUUAACCAUCCUCGCUUUUCAUACGUACAUCUCCCUGAUCCUUGGUACAGGAGAAGUGAAUGUUGUGGAAGCAGAAAGUCUCCUCGAACCCUUCCUCCAGCAGUUCCCAAAUGGCUCACUUAUGUUGUUUUAUCAUGCCCGGAUAGAGCUGCUGAAAGGGAAUCUUGAAGAGGCACAAGAGGUAUUUCGAAAAUGCAUUUCAGUUCAAGAAGAAUGGAAACAGUUUCACCAUCUGUGUUACUGGGAGCUAAUGUGGAUUUAUGUAUUCCAACAAAACUGGAUGCAGGCGUAUUACUAUUCAGAUCUGCUCUGCAGAGAAAGUAAAUGGUCCAAGGCGACAUAUGUGUUCUUGAAAGCUGCAAUUUUGAGUAUGCUUCCAGAGGAGGACGUAUUAGCAACUAAGGAGAAUGUAGUAACUUUGUUCAGACAGGUGGAAGGCUUGAAGCAGAGAAUUGCUGGUAAAUCUCUCCCUACCGAGAAGUUUGCUGUGAGGAAGUCUCGCCGCUACUCUGCCUCCUUGCCUGCACCCGUGAAGCUAGUCUUGCCUGCUCUGGAAAUGAUGUAUGUCUGGAAUGGUUUUUCAAUAGUGGGCAAAAGAAAAGACCUUUCUGAAAAUCUGCUGGUAACUGUUGAAAAGGCUGAGGCAGCUUUACAAAAUCAAAACUUUCAUGACUUCUCUGUGGAUGAUGACUGCUUAGUAAAGUUACUGAAAGGAUGCUGCCUCAAGAACUUACAACGGCCCUUGCAAGCCGAACUGUGUUUCAAUCAUGUCAUAGAAAGUGAAAAGCUACUGAAGUAUGAUCACUACCUAGUGCCCUUCACUCUGUUUGAGUUGGCAUUUUUGUAUAAAAGCCAAGGGGAAAUUGACAAAGCUAUAAAGGUCCUUGAAACUGCAAGGAACAACUAUAAAGAUUACUCCUUGGAAUCCAGACUACACUUCAGAAUUCAGGCAGCUCUUCACCUCUGGAGAAAACCUUCCUCAGAUUGAGCAGAAGAUGAAAGAUGGAAUAUUUCUGUCAGUUAGCACUGGCAUCUGCUAUAGAUUAGACCUUAUAUUAAAGUGGAAAAAUGAUCUUGUGAAUAAGAGACAAAAAACUAAUUUUAUUGUCAAUAUUUUCUAUCAUCUGAGUAGUUUACUGUUGCUCUACAUAAUUUUUUUUUCCUAUGGAAUGACAUUCAGUACUAUCUAGAAAAUUCUUAUAUUUUGCCUCUCCAAACAAAAUUUCUUAUUAGAUUUGAAUGGGGGGAAGGGGCAAUGAAGUCUUUUAAAAGACUUAUAGGUACAAUUAGAUUAUUUAUUUUUUUAAUGUGGAAAUUAGUAUUGUUUAAGGAAUAUAUAGUUUACAAGUUGGACCAUUUUUAGAUUUGUUGGUCAGUUAAACUUCAGAGAUAUUUUGUUGCCUAGUAUUUAUAUUUCAGAGGGGAAAUAAACAUCAUUUACAUUUAAAAUUGCUUGACAAUGACCUUCUGAAGAUGAUGUGAUUAUGUAUUUUGUAGGUUGAAGAGACCUAUAUCUAUAAAAGAUGAUGAAAUAUUAAAUUAUUACUUUUUUACUCUUCAGGUUGGUUAAAGGUGGUGACACUUUUCAGAGACUAUCCUGUUUUUGAAUGUACUCAUCUAUUAUAAUAACACAAUCCAAAAAUCCCUGUGUAUCUAAAGGGAAGGAAAGUAUCAUAUUUUAGGAAUGAUCCUUAACUUUGGCUGCAAGAGCCUAAGAUAUAUACAUUGAUUAUUUUUCUUAUAGGACUCAAAGUUCCUGCUGCUUUAAGUGAUAUGUAAAAUAGUAAUAAUUUUUACACUUAUGAUGUUGGUAAGAUCUAAUUUUCUAAUCUCUCCAGCACUGUGACGGUUCUUUGUAAAUAUUUGGACUGUACUUAGUCCUUUAAUUGGGAAAUAGAAUCAGGGCAUGGAGAGGAAGAGCUCAGAGAGCUUGACUGUGUGGUCCUGGCUCUGCUGCGGGUUAGCAGUUCACAGGGCGGCCCUUGGGGAGUUCCCUGCUCCAUGUGUAUCACCAUAUCUUACAGAUGACUUUGAAGGUCUCUUUCAGUUUUGUAACUGUGAGUCUAUGUAUUAGGUAUUUAUUUUUAACAAACAAUGUUAAAAUGCUGAAUCAAAACCAUUAGAAUGUGUUUUAUUUUUCAGUCGUCACUGUUCCCUCAGUUCCCCACACGUAUAUGUUAUUGCUAAGGACCUGAUUGCAGCCAGAGUGAGCAAGGACAAUUCAUGAGUGGAUGAAUCUAGAUUUUUUUCCUAUUUCUAUUUCCAGUUUGAAGAAUAACUUGACAGAGAAGCCUCUGUGAUUUUACAGAAAGAGCCACAGAUUAGGAGCCAGGAGUUUGUCUCUGUGGGUUAAUAGUUCUGUGACAUGGAAUAAGUGACUCACCUUUCCUGGGGUUCAUUUUCCUGAGUGUGGAUAGCAAUGUAGUACUUGGUUCUUAAGAGGGUUCAAUUAGAAAAGGCACAUAGUAGCUCUUUGUGAAGUAGGAAAGGCUAUACAAGUAUGAGUUAUCUGAUUACAGUAUCAGCAUAAAAGUAUUGGCUGAGUCUGUGGCCUUGUUUGUCAAAUGAAGGAGAAAUCUAAAUACCUUUGAGUUUUAUUCCUGUGUUUGGCAUUAAUAUACCAAAUUUGUGUCCA